Chelonus insularis is the source of this 1598-nucleotide messenger RNA. RefSeq names its product zwei Ig domain protein zig-8-like. NCBI's taxonomy places the organism in Eukaryota, Metazoa, Arthropoda, Insecta, Hymenoptera, Braconidae. Gene Ontology annotation, cellular component: neuron projection membrane. Bases 330 to 1316 code for a protein of 328 amino acids. The transcript is spliced from 8 exons. Gene Ontology annotation, biological process: synapse organization. The record is from RefSeq and is a predicted model, not a curated record.
UGGUGUCCACAAGUUUUCAAUUGAUACAUAAAUAUUACUAUCUUGAAUAAUAUUUAUUUAAAUCAUUCGUCAAUUGAUUUGCAUCGUUGUAAAUUUGUGCAUUUAAUUAUACAGCACUAUUCGCUAUUGACUAGAUGUACCAAUAAUUGGCCAAUUCAGGACAAUAGUUGAUAACAUUAAAUCGACAUGAACCAACAGUAAUUGAUAAAAAAAGGCUACAUCCAAUAUACAUGUGAAUUUUGAAAAUUCAAGACAUUCCAUUGAUUCAACAAACUCACAGUUAGACCAGAAAAAAAGAAUCAAUAGGGGGAUGCGAAAAUCGGAGGAGGAUGUCAUCGGGAUUGGUCUGGGAGUUACGAUUAUUGUUUAUGCUGGCAAUCACCACAAUUGUUAUAGCAAAUCAUCAUCAACAUCAUCACGAUAACUCUUCUAUUUAUCGUCACUUUGAAGAAAUUACUGGCAAUCAUAAAUUGUUUUUAAAUUCUUCUCGAUCACAAGCACAGAUCAAUACCCAAUGGCCAUCAUUAAAAAUAUCACGGUUGCGGCAUCACCAUGUGAACCAUUGGGAUCCGUACUUUGAAAAUGCCAAGGGUGAAGAGAUCAAUGGACCAGAACAUGUUGCUUUACAUCUUGGUGCUACAGCGUUGCUUGAUUGUAGAGUAGUGAUGCUAUCGGAUAAAACGGUCAUGUGGACACGACAAGAUGCAGAAAUACCAUUUCUACUUACAGUUGGUCAGGAUGUCCAUAUAUCAGAUCCUCGAUACAGCAUUAACUUCCGAUAUCCUAAUAAUUUUAGACUGUCAAUCGCUUCCGUAAGAAGAGAGGAUCAUGGCCAAUACGCAUGCCAGGUCAACACUCAUCCACCACGAACACUCAUCACUAAUGUUACAGUUUUAGCGCCUGAAAUUACAAUUAUGGACGAAGCAGGUCAUGAAUUACGAGAUCGUUACUAUAAAAUGGGCAGCAGCAUCGAGUUAGCUUGUAUCGUCCGACCAUCACGUCCAAAUGCAAAAGUACCACAACCAACAUGGUUUAAGAGUGGCGAAUCACUUCCAGACCACGUUACUGUUUACCACAUGAAUGGAACAAAUAAUGAAGUAAUGGUUGGUUUACAUAUUAAAAAAGCAAAGAAAGUUGAUAGUGGUGAAUAUACCUGUUCUAUUGGAGAAUUCAGUAAAUCUUCAGUACAAAUUCAUGUUUUAAAUGGGGAAAAACAAGCAGCAGUGCAUCAUGACCAGUGGAAUAGUGCAAGAUCAAAUUAUCCUUUGAGUCUGACAUCAUUGUUUGCAGCAUUAAUCAGUCAGUUCUUUUUGUAGAACGCAUACAUUACAAUAUACUAAUUUUUAAGUACUUAAAGGCAAUACAGGUUGCUAUAGCACUAUUAAAAUUCAUAGACGUGUUUGUAACGUAUUAUGCAAAUGUGCUUUUGACCCCAAUCCGUCAAGAUACUUCAAGUUUAAUCUGAAGAGAUAUGAGCAAACACUCAUUCAAUGAACACAUAAAAUUAAUAUAACGUCAAUGAAGUAUUGUUGUGAAUUAUAAUUUCUACUUGUAUUAAUCCAUCUAAGGAUAAUAAUAAGUGACAAUUGUGUAAAUAU